AUGAGCUAUACUGAACAAAUCAACACCUUCUCUGAAAAGUUGGGUGGUGACCUGGACUUGAAAGCAAAACAUACUGCUUUGAUGGAGUUAUGUGAUGUAUUAGAGUCCUUUCUUGGUUCAGGUGAAUAUGGAUACUUCCUAGAGAAACUAGUUCCCAUAUUUGUACAGUUAUUGGAAUCUGUUGCCAUAACUUUUUCUUCUUUAUCCUUAGAACACAAAAUCAGAAACUCAGUUUUGGAAAUAUUUCACAGAGCUGUUUGCAAUGAUAUACUUUCUCCAUAUGCCCCAGAGAUUCUCGAUCAGAUGCACAAGGUUUUAAGAACAGAUAAUGAGGAUAAUGGUGUGUUGUGUAUGAAGGUGAUUGUCAACUUGCACAAGGCGUUCAAAAACAAUUUGUUCGAGAAGGUACAACCUUUCAUUGAUACCAUAAAUGAAAUCUACGCGAAUAUGAAGACAAUACUUCCUCUAUACUUCAAUGAUCAGACUAAAGGUGAAUCGAAUGGAGAGGGCGAUGUACCUAUGGAGUCUGUGGCAUCACCCCAAUACAACUCAACAGGCAAUAACAAUGAAUCUCAAGCAAAACAUUUGGUGGCAUCUAUGAAAUCUUUUAGAACAUUAGCAGAAUAUCCCAUCAUUCUAGUUUCUUUGCUAUCAUCUUAUAAACAACUAGUCAAUACUGCCUUACCAACAUUCAUCCCGUUAUUAAUCAACUUCUUACAGUUGGAGGUUGAUGCACAAAAACAGGCGAGAGAAGAGGCCACAAAAAGGAAUGAAACCUACACUUCAGUGUCACCAGAAAUUAAGGAUAGAACGCUUUAUGGUGAUUUCAUUCUCAGUCAAGUUAAAGCAGCCUCUUUUUUGGCUUAUAUAUCAAUAAGAGGUCAUUCUGCAAAGCUAUUGUCUGAUCAUAACUCUGUCAUUCCAGAUAUCAUUUUGAGGCUAUUACAGGAUUGUCCUAGUGAGCUAUCAUCGGCCCGAAAAGAAUUAUUACAUGCUACAAGGCACAUCUUGUCAACUUCAUACAAACCUUUCUUUCUUCCUAAGUUGGAUUUAUUAUUCAAUGAGAAAAUCUUACUUGGCGAUGGAUUUUCUGCGUACGAAACAUUAAGGCCAUUGGCUUAUAGUACAGCUGCCGAUUUCUUGCACAACACCAGAAGCGAAUUGACUUCAAGCCAGGUAUGGAAAGCUGUUAUGAUGUACUCACGCUUAUUGCAAGAUACCACUGUUAUUCCAACUGUGCAGAUUAUGAGCGCCAAAUUGUUACUAAACUUAUUAGAGAGAAUAAAUAAAUUACCCAGCAGCGAGGCGAGAAGACUUUGCUUUAUUAUCAUUGAAGCUUACACUAAUAGAUUUGAAAGUUUGAACGCUGAAUAUAACUCAAUUAUGAAGCGUCUGAGAGAAUAUAAAUCGGAGAAGGAAAAAUCUGAGAUCACUUUGAAAGAUAGUACUGAGAAUAGAUCCAGAGACUUAAACUUCAUAAAAGAGGAAGAAAUUAAAGUAUUGAAUGAUGAGGAAUUGGAUAUAAACUAUAUCAUCAAAAAUGAAACUAUUCAGCCUGAUGAAGAUGUUGACAUGAAAGACAGUCAUGUAAACGAAAAUGACCAAACGCCAGAGUUCGAGGACUUAACAUUGUUUGAUUUACAAUAUGAGUAUCCAAUUCAAAUAUUUCAACCAUCAGAUACAGACCCUUUGAAGGAUGCGAGAUAUUUGUUCCGGACAUUGUUAAAUUUCUUGAAAACUGUGAUCUUGUUAUUGAGGCAAACAAAUCCUCCACCUCCAUCACCCGACUAUAAUGUGCAAGCAUGGAAUAAUGUGGCUAGAAUGUUUGAUGUUGAAGAAGUCAAUAUCUUGAAAAAGCUUUUUAAACAAAGCGUGAUUUGCUCAAGAUUCUUUCAAAAUCCUAAAACUACCGAUAUUACUGAGAAGCAAAAAGCAUUUGACAUUAGACAACCCAACUUGCCAAUAUCGGCCUCGAAAGAUGAAAAGGAUUUAAUGGAAGUCAUUGCGGCGAUGUUCCUGAAAAUAGACUUAUCAACUUUCAAUGAAAUUGUGGUUUCAGAAAUUGAAUUUUUAGUUAACGAAAUGGUGAAUUAUGUUCCUUUGCUUCAUUUAGCGCACUUCUUUUUGGGGAGUGAGGUCACCUCUUCAAACUUCUUAGGAAUAGUACUAAAUUAUUUGAAACUGAAAUUGGAAGUUUUAGAUGAAGAUGAAGCCAUGACUUCACACAUUUUCUUGAGAUUACUCAAAUUAUGUUUACUUUCUUUGAAUCUCUAUCAGACAAACAAUGAGCCAAUUGUGACUAUACAUGUUAGGGAUUUGAUUUUGAAAUCUUUGGAAUUAUCCACUAAGGCUAAAGAUCCAAUAGUGUAUUUUUAUUUGAUAAGAACAUUGUUCAAGAGUAUUAGCAGUGGUAAAUUUGAAUCAAUUAAUAGUGAAAUUUUCCCGCUUUUACCAAGUUUAUUGAAAUCAUUGAGCAAAUUAAUUGAUGCGGCCACCACAUUACAAGAAAGGGAAAUUUAUAUUGAACUUUGUUUGACUGUCCCGGUUAAGAUAAAUAGAAUGGUAUCCUUUUUAAAAUUUUUGAUGAGACCAAUAGCACUUGCUCUUAAUGGGUCUCAUGAUUUGAUCACUCAAAGCUUAAGAAUGUUGGAGCUAUGUAUUGAUAAUGUCACUGCUGAAUAUUUGGAUCCAGUAAUGGACCCGGUAAUUGAUGAAAUAAUGAAGGCUUUAUGGAAGCAUUUGAGACCAUACCCAUACUAUUAUGUUCACAGUCAUACUGCUGUUAGAAUUUUGGGAAAAUUGGGCGGUAGAAACAGAAAAUUCAUAAAACCUUCGGAGGAUUUAACGCCCCAAGAAACUUUGAGCCAAAGAUUAGAGAUAUUAGUCCUGGUAGAUAGCUUGAAGGGGGACCAACUAAUAUCAGUAACGACUGGUGUAGAGACUGCUAUCAAUAUGUUGGAAGAUCCUAGGCAAACAUUAGACCCAAAAAUUGCCACACAUUAUCGUAUAAAUGCUUUCAAAUACCUUUCCUCAGUUUUCAAGCUCUUUGUGGAUGGCAAAGAUAUGCCAGGUAAUUACUGGGAAUUAGUAAAAGAAGGUGUGCAAUUUUUGCUCAAGGACAAGAUUGAAGAUGAAAGAAGUCUUGAAAAUAUGGUGAUUAGAGAUCAAAGAAAAUUUAAUAACCAAGAAAAGUUAGCGGAAAGACUUUUGAAUUCAAUAUUUUUCUCAGCGUCAAUUAAAGAACUUAAUCACGAAGUUAAUGAAUUGAUUCAGAAUAUAUGCAGGCAUUUUACACAGCUCUACAUUGUCAAGCACAUAAUCAAAAGACGAAAAAAUGAACGGCACUUUUCAGUCAAUGAUGGAGAAGGAAAGGUCUUCAUCAAUGAACAUAUUUUGUUGAACAGCAUUGUUUACGCCUUGAGUUCUCACCUUGAGGAAGUUAAAGAAGCCGGUAUUGCUGCAGUGAAAUCAAUGUUUGAUUUCUCAGUUUCUCUUUUUGGAUCAAUUGAAAAGAGUUUAAAUUUUAUUCUAUUGCGUUCACUAUCAGUGGUGUUUUUCCAUGCCUGCUACGACGAACUUUAUUAUAAUAAAUAUGGUGGUGUUUUGGGUCUAAAAGUUAUGAUUAAGGAUGCUAAAAUACCAAUUAAGUGGUUCUCGAAAUACCAAGUAGAAUUGGUACGAGCUUUGUUCUAUGUUUUAAGGGAUACACCAGAAAAUAUGCCAGUCGCGGCGGUGGAUAUGUCAGUCGACCUUAUCAAAACAAUAAUCAGAGGAUGCAACGAGGGGACCAAGAACUUGGAUUGCUUAUCAUCUAAUUUAGUUUCUUCUUUGGUAUAUGAUUUGGCGAAUUCCAAUAAAGUCAUAAGGCAGACUUCUAAGGAUUCUUUAGAAAUUUUGGCGGAUAUUACAGGGUUAUCUAUUUCCAAAAUCAUAAAUCCUAGUAAAACACUUCUUUUGAAUCCUAUUUUCAGUAAACCAUUGAGAGCACUACCUUUACACAUGCAGGUUGGUAAUAUUGAAGCAAUUAAUUUCUGGCUCGUAGUUUCUGAUGGGGAAGAUUCUUUCAAUGAAGAAAUGAAACGGCUAUUACAAGAAGCCAUUGCUAUUUUGAACACAGAAGACUUAGUUCUUGUUGGUGGAAAACGCCUUUUUGAAUACCAUACUCGUGAAAAGCUUACAGAACUUCGUGUUGUUUGUGUUAACCUUUUAAAAAUCGUCAUUUCAAAACCAGACUAUCCAAAUGCUCCAAGAAUGGACAUACUUUCAACCUUAUUCAAAGCUCUAUGCUCUCCAGAAUCGAGAAUAAUUGAGGCAUCCUACUUGGCAUUGAAAGUUGCUCUUUCAGAAAGUACCAAAUUACCACGUAACUUGCUUCAAAGUGGUUUAAGACCAAUGUUAAUGAAUUUAGCUGAUCAUAAGAAAUUGUCAGUGUCCAAUCUUGAAGCUUUAGCGAAGUUGCUAGUAUUGCUUAUCAGCUAUUUCAAGGUGGAAAUUGGAAAUAAAUUGAUGGAUCAUUUGAAAGCAUGGGCAACUCCACAUACUCUUCAUGUUAUUUCGAGUCAGGAUUUGUCAUCUAACUCCACUAUAAAAAUUGUAUCGGCGAUUUUGAACAUUUUUCAUUUGCUCCCCGAAAAAGCCCGGAUUUUUAUUCCAGACAUUCUUUCAAUAUUAAAUUAUCUAGAAUUUAACUUAAGAAGAUGUCAGGGCUCACCGUUUAGAGUGCCGAUCGGAAAGUUCCUCAAUAGAUUUGCUAGUGAGACUUUCACUUAUUAUUUGGAUAACUUCAAAAGCACUCAAGACAAACUCCCUUAUUUUAUUCAAGAGUGCCCUGAACUUAAAAAUGUCGCUAAGAGCUCAUUUUCAAAAUUGCUUGAAUCAGUAUCAUCGGAAUCCGAUUUUGCUAUCAAGGUUAUUAAGUACGGUAAUCUUAUCAAUGUUGCUACUGCUAUUUCAGAGUCUGAAAGUGAGUGGAUAUUUGAAGAGAAAGCGGUACUUGAGGAAAUGAGAAAUUUGACACAAAUGAUUGUUAAAAAAAACAAUGAAGAUCCUUUUGAUAAAUCAUAUCAUUUCCAAUUAUCUGGUGCGGUAUCUAAGUUCCAAAAGGUAUUUGCGAUUUACUUGAGACACUCUAAGGAUCUUGAAAUGUUAAUUUCUUUCUUGAAAUUUGCCUCAGAAUCGCAGUUGGUUUUGUCUGUUGAUUUUGAAGAGUUUGUUUUUGAGGUAACUGCCAAAUCAAAUGACACUGAGCUCCGUCAAGAUUGCCUAAACAAGUGCGUUACUAUUUUCUUGGAGCCUGCCGAGUCUUUGAAAACCAAAGUUAUGCUUUCUAAGAAGCUACUUCAUCCAAUAAUACUUUUUGAGAACCACAAAAAUGGUGGAAUUAAGAAACUAUGUGAAAAAAAUAAUGAACUAUCUACUGCGGAAUGGCUUAACUCUGUCCAUACUAAGAUCUGGAAAUCCACUGGUAAUAUUGUGAUGAACCACGCUGCCGGAGAGGUCGAUCAUUAUAGAAUGGAAUUACUUCAGAUGACCGCUUGUUUGAUCAGCAUGGCGAAGGACGUCAUUGAAAAUUUGAGAAAGGAUGUUAUCAAAUUCAGUUGGUGUUUGAAUAGACUAGAUGAUGCUUUAACCAAGAAUGCAUCUUAUUUGACGAGCUGUUACUUCAUUAAUGCAUAUGCUACUCCUUUGAAGAUCAGAACUAAUUUGCUUGUUGCUUUGCUUAGGGAUAAUAAUAGUGAUAUCAAGUAUUUGGUUCAGCAAUCUUUGGAUUUGAUCGCUCCUGUAAUGGGUGAUACUGAUGACCAAAGUGAAAAAAAUAUUUCUUGGUUGAAAUAUCCUAGAAGAGUUAUUUCCGAAAAUGGUUUUAUGGUCAGCAAUAUUGUAAAUGUCUAUAAAUUUAUGGUCCGCCAUAAGGACAUAUUUUUCUAUGCUAGGGACCAUUUCAUAAGUACAAUAAUUACUGCAAUGGGAAAGCUCACCAUUUUGCAAAACACUUCAACUGAUAAUCAAACACUUGCGUUGGAUAUUGCUGAGUUGAUACUAUACUGGGAGAAAAAAACGAAAGAAUUAAAGACAAAGGAAAGUACAAAACUUUUGAUGAAAGAGAAGAAGGAUAUAAAAUCUGGUAAUAAUGAUAAUGAUUACGCGACUCUGUUGUCAUACUCUAUUCCGUUUGGACAAAAGGAGGCGUUUAUUACCUUUUUGAUAAGAUACGUAUGCAUUAAUACCCAGAGAUCUUCGAAUGGUGAUUUAGGUAAAAGAGCUUUGAAUGUUUUAUACGAGUUGUUGAGCCCUGGAUAUUGGUCUGAUGUAACCGUGAAACUAUCCUUUUUUGACAAGUUCUUGAUUGAGCCUGAUUUUAAUAAUGCUAAUAAUAACAAUAUUUUAUUGUACUGCAUUAACUCAUUGGAGGUUUUGAGUGUUUCGUUGAACCAUAAGAGCAAUGAGUGGAUCAUUGAUAAUCUCCCAGCCCUACAAAAUCUUUUGGAUAAGUCAAUCAGGUCUGACAAUCAUGAUGUUCAGGAGGCAUUGCAAAAAGUCUUGAGAAGUAUUUUGAAUGCUAUCAAGGAAGAAACGGAUGAAGAUCAAGAAUAUGAACCUGAAGAAAUCAAGAACUUCUUGAAUCUAUUAACGAGUGUCAUAUCAGAUGACUUAGGUAAUACAUCGUCACUAGCCGCUGGUGUAACUUUGUGUUGGACGGUCACCAAUUAUAAGCCAGAAAGACUAAAUAACCUAUUCCCAAGUAUUAUGAAAACUUUUGGGAAAUUGUGCAAAGAUCAUGUCACAAUAAUAAAUCAGAAAUCUGGCGACCAACAAUCCAAACUGGGCGAAGAAGCUAAAAUGACUACAAAGUUAUUGGAUAGGCUUCUAUGUUUUGCUGCCAUGAGAAUUUCACAUUUAGGAGACCAACGUCGUAUUUACUUGAGUCUUUUGGCCCAACUUAUUGAAAAAACUUCAGAUCCUUGUAUUUUAUCAAGGAUUUUAUCGAUUGUUCACGGGUUCAUUUUUAAAAAAGAUAAUCUUUUUCCAACUACCAAAGAAAAGGCUGCUAUUUUGGGUAAAAUGAUGGGGUUUGAAACAAGAAAAGAUAUACCAAAAUCAUUGGCUAAAAGCUUCUACAAAAUUAUUAUAAAAAUUUUUGAAGAUGACAGCUUCUUAUAUUCUGACUUGACUCAAAGACUAGAGCAUCCUUUCCUUAUUGGUACAAGGUUUUUCGACGUUGGUAUAAGAUCAAGAUUGAUGAAAUUUUUGAAUGAAUGCAUUGAAGACGGUAUUGAUAAGAGAUUGAAUUAUGUGAUUAAGGAACAGAAUUGGGAAUAUCUUGCGGAUUAUCCUUGGUUAAUCCAGGCCGUUGAAAUCUUAUUUGGGUCUCUAAAAUAUGAACAGAGAGCCCAGCUAUCUGAAAAGGAAUACAAAUUUGCCCCAUUGGAGUACUUCAGGGAAACUAUAGUUUUGAAUGAAAACAAAAUCACGGAUGACUCCAAAGAUGAAGAAUUUGCGCCAUUUAUAGCAAAACAUAAGAGAUUUUUGAAGGAAGUAAGGAGUGUAACUGUUGGUGAUAUUUUCAUACCUCUUAUUGAAGUUUUGAGAAGUGAUACAAAUGAUGUUAAUAAAACUUGGGCAGAAAUCUUUUCAGUGGGUUAUAAGGGAGUUUCUGAUUCUCAGAAGGUUGACUUUGCCAGAAGUUUCUCUUCUUUGUUGGCAAAAGAUUAUCAUUUGAGACAAGUCAAGCUCAAGCCAAAUGUUAUUCAGGGAUUGUUGGGUGGUGGUGAAAGGUGUGAAGAUCUCCAUAUUCCUCCGCAUCUCGUCAAGUAUUUGGGCACCACUUUCGAUGCAUACUAUUCUUGUAUGCACAUGGUCGAGAAGGUAAUGGAGAGUGAUAAUAAAACUGUUAAAGAAGCAGCCGAGGAUGCAUACUGCGAAAUUCUAUCGAAGCUACAGGAGUCUGAUUUGUUCGACGGUUUAUGGAAAAAGAGAGCAAGAUACAGCUCGACGAAGGCUGCUAUAUCUUUUGAACAAAUUGGCAUAUAUGACAAGGCUCUUAAUUUCUACGAAGAUGCGCAGAUUGAAGCAAGAAAUGGGUUUGUUCCAUAUGGUGAUGCCGAGUAUAUGUUAUGGGAAGAUAAUUGGAUCUCAUGUGCCCAGAAAUUGCAGCAAUGGGAUGUUUUGGUGGAAUUAGCGAAAAAUGAGACUUACACAGAUUUACUUUUGGAAUGUGGUUGGCGAGUUGCCAAUUGGAAUGACGAUAAAGAAUCUCUUGAACAGUCAAUAAGAAGUGUUAUCGAUGUGCCAACCACUAGACGACAAUUCUUCCAUUCGUACCUUUUGUUUCAAGGCUUCUGUCAGCAAGAGAAAAGUGUUGGAGAUUUAAUGAGAUCGUAUGACGAAGGUAUUCAACUUGCAUUAUCCAAAUGGAAUUCCCUUCCAUCUAGGCCUACAACUGCUCAUAUUUCAUUACUACACACCUUCCAACAAUAUAUUGAACUAAAUGAAGCCACAAAAGCCUAUGGGUCAAUGAUCACUACCAAUGCUCAAAAUCUGGAAUCGAAACUUUUAGAGUUACAGGGUGUUCUACGAGCAUGGCGUGAAAGAUUACCAAAUUUGUGGGAUGAUAUUAGUAUUUGGAAUGAUCUUUGUACGCAAAGAUUGCAUGCUUAUAAUCUUUUGGGUGUGUUGAAUAGACCUUUCCUUGGCUCUGCUAACAACAAUAACAUCAGAAGUUCUCGUGGCUAUCAUGAAACUGCUUUUAUGAUUAACAGAUUUGCUAAUGUUGCCAGAAAGCACGGCAUGCCAGAGGUUUGUGUUACUCAAUUAACGAAAAUCUACACGCUUCCUAACAUUGAAAUCUCUGAAGCGUUCAUUAAAUUGACUGAGCAAGCCAAGUGCCAUUACCAGAGUGGCAACGAAAUUAAUAGUGGUUUGGAUGUGAUAACUAAUACCAACUUGAGUUAUUUCAAUGCUUCUCAGAAAGCUGAAUUCCUAACCCUUAAGGGUAUGUUCCAAGCGAAAUUGAAUGCAUUUGAUGAAGCUAACCAAUCAUUUAGCAGCGCGGUUAACCUUGAUCGAGAUUUACCAAAGGUUUGGGCUGAAUGGGGGUUCUUUAGUUAUAGGCUUUUCAAACAAGGAUCUCGGAAGCCAACACAAAAUCAAAAUCAGCUAUUGAAGUAUGCUGGCAACUCUUUAACUUGCUUCUUGAACGCUGCUGGCUUGUAUAAGAGUGAUAAAAGCAGAAGAUGUAUUGCUUUGAUUUUAUGGCUUAUAAGUUUGGAUGAUCAAAAAGGCACAUUAGCCAACGAAUUCAAUAACUUCAAGGGUGAAGUUCCUGUUUGGUAUUGGAUUACGUUUAUUCCUCAGUUAUUGACGUCUUUAUCUCAUCGAGAAGCCAAGAUUGUUAAGCAGAUUUUGCUCUUGAUUGGCAAGAAGUACCCACAGGCACUUCACUUCCCAUUGAGAACUACCAAAGAGGAUCUUUUGGCGAUUCAGAAACAACUUACAGCUCAAGCAGGUAUGAAAGCUGCGGCGGCAAAGAAGGAGGAGCACAAAGAAAUAAGCAAGCAGGACCAUUCAACUAAAGAGAUUAAUAAUGAAAAGGAGGAGAAAGAAUUAGUGCUGACAGAAGUUAAGGUAAAGUCAGAAACCAAAAAUAUAGAUUCUGAUGUUGAGAUGAAGAAUGGUUCUGGUGAUGAGGAGAAAUCUGAAGAACAUCAAAAAUCAGCAAGUGGGGAAAAUAGUAUUGGCUCGGAAAAUAAUCGGAAAUCAGAAGAAAACCCCGCAGAAACAUCUAAAGAAACAUCUGAAGAAAGACCUGAAGGGAGCUCCGAAGAAAAAUCAGAAGGACAAAAAGAGAAGUCUGGGGAAAAAGCUGAUGAGAAAUUGGAAGAAAAAUCGAAUGAGAAACCUGAGGAACAGUCUGAGAAAUCUGAUAAGAAGCCUGAGAUAGUUGAAGAACAGCCUGAGAAGAAGUCUGAAAAAGAAUCUGAGGGGAUCUCUCAAGAAAUAUCUGCAGAGAAACCAGAAGAAAAACCCAAGGAGAAGUUAGAAGAAAAGCCAGAAGAGAAGCCAGAAGGUAAGUCAGGAGAAAGAUCAGAAGAUAAGUCAGAAGAAAAAACAAAGAUCAGUGAAGAGUCUAAUGAUGUGAAUACCAUUAAAGUAGAAGCUUCUGGCCUAGAAAAGGAGAUUCCAACUGAUAUUAUAGAUGGGAAUAACGAAACACUGACUAAAAAUAGUAAUACUGGUAAUGCCGAUAACAGUGACAACAGUGCUGGUGCUUCACAGGAUCAGAAAGGUGGUAAAAUUGAAGAAAAAUCAACAUCCUCUACGUCAACAAAUGGUGGUCAACCAUGGGAGUAUGUAGAGGAGAUUAUGUCCGUUACUAAAACAUCAUAUCCUCUAUUGGCUUUAUCUUUAGAGUUAUUGGUUGAUCAAAUCACUCAAAGGUUUAAAUCUAAUGCUGACGAAGACGCAUAUCGUCUUGUUGUGGCGUUAUUAAAUGAUGCUAUGUUAUCAUAUAGCAGAAUCCUGAACCCUGAGAAAGAUAUUAGACUACCCCAGCAUAUGGAGAACAAUAUUAGCAGAUUUGCUGGCACUGUUUUGCCAAAACUUAUUAGAGUUGAGUUUGAGAAAGAUUUGAUUGAAAGCAAGCCUAAUUUCUUAGAGUACAUUUCUAAAUUAAUUGAGUGGAGAGGAAGAUUGGAAAACAAAUUGGAUAGAAGAUUCAACAAGAUUAACCUCGAAAAUAUAUGCCCUCAUUUGACGGAAUUCCACCAUCAGAAGUUUGAAGGUAUUGAAGUCCCUGGCCAAUAUUUGUUGAAUGAGGAUACCAAUAACAAUUUUGUCAAAAUAGAAAGAUUUCUUCCAACGUUGGAGAUUGUUCGUGGAUACACAUCAUGUUUUAAAAAGUUGCAAAUCCGUGGUCAUGAUGGUUCCAUUCAGCAAUUUUCCGUGCAAUUUCCUUCAAACCGCCAUUCCAGAAGGGAAGAAAGAAUUUUCCAAAUGUACCGAAUCUUGGGGAGCGUACUUGAUAAAAAAGUGCAAUCUCGCUCACGGAACAUCAAAUUGACUGUUCCGACCGCUGUUCCGUUGUCACCACAUAUCAGGGUGAUUAAGAAUGACGAAGAAGAUGUCACGUUGCUCAAAAUUUAUGAACACCAUUGCUUGUUCAAGAAGCAAAGAUUUGAUGAACCAUUUUUUUAUACGGCAAUGAAAUUGCGAGAAGCUUUUAAUUUAAGUGGUUCAGCCAAGGUGGACAUCGUCAAGGUUAAAAUGGAAAUUCUAAAUGCUGUUCAAUCAUUGUACACUCCUACCACAAUUGUUAGAGAUUACUUUUUCAACUUGUAUGAGAAAUAUGAGGAUUUCUGGAUUUUUAGAAAGCAGUUUACUUCUCAGUAUGCUUCCUUCAUAUUUAUGACUUACAUGAUGAGCAUUACUGGGCGUCAACCACAUAAGAUCCAUAUGGGUACUAAAUCAGGAAGUGUUUGGACAUCUGAUAUGUUAUGUAACAAAUCCGCCAAUGUGAAUUUUCCAGGAGUCUUUGGCCAAAGUCUUUUGAAUCCAGCUUAUCAGCGCAAAUCCCCAGUGAUUCAUUCUAAUGAAACUGUUCCAUUCCGCUUGACGCCAAAUAUCCAGAAGUUUAUUGGCGAAAUUGGCGUGGAAGGUAUUUUGUCAGUAUAUUUCUUGGUUAUUGCCCGAUGCUUUAGUGAACCUGAGUUUGAGUUGGACCAUUACUUGAAUUUAUUCGUUAGAGACGAGAUUAUUGCAUUCUUUUCACAGAAUAUGCGCUCUAGCUUCCAAGGAGCAUUGCUCAGGGAAAUCGUGAGGGUGAAUUCUGAUUUAAUAAUAGGUAAUGUUGUCAAGGCUGGCUCGGUUAAUAAUUCUAAAGUAGCUACCCAAAAUGUGAAUGAGUUGAUUUCUCACGCUGUGAACCCAAGGCACCUCGCUCAGUUUGAUUCCUUAUGGAGAUCUUAUUUGUGA
This is a messenger RNA of Saccharomycopsis crataegensis, 11970 nucleotides long. RefSeq lists its product as uncharacterized. The coding region runs from base 1 to 11970 and encodes 3989 amino acids. Lineage: Eukaryota; Fungi; Ascomycota; Saccharomycetes; Ascoideales; Saccharomycopsidaceae. The transcript has a single exon. Gene Ontology annotation, biological process: regulation of DNA-templated transcription; DNA repair. The record is from RefSeq and is a predicted model, not a curated record. Gene Ontology annotation, cellular component: NuA4 histone acetyltransferase complex; SAGA complex; nucleus. Gene Ontology annotation, molecular function: protein binding.